Molecule: messenger RNA, 4793 nt
Organism: Osmia lignaria (orchard mason bee)
Lineage: Eukaryota; Metazoa; Arthropoda; Insecta; Hymenoptera; Megachilidae
Product: DDB1- and CUL4-associated factor 10 homolog
Cellular component (GO): Cul4-RING E3 ubiquitin ligase complex
Molecular function (GO): protein binding
Source: RefSeq, a predicted model, not a curated record
GUUUUAGUCGAUUCUCAACGUACGACGUUGAAUGUCAAAGCAAAGAUGGCGUUGAUUCGUGUUGUGUCAGGUGUUUAAAGUUUCCUUUAAAUUUCAUCGAAGUCUGACAUUCCACGCGGGUGCGAUACUUCGAUUUAUUAUUUACGCCAUUCUUAGCCCCGUCAAAGAUCGUUAACUAAAAAAAAACGUCAAGACGUCUGUCAAGAAUCACGUGUAAUAUCGGCCGCUAGUGGCAUUUUACACUUAACCUUAGCGUUCAUCCGAUACUGUACGGUCGUCUUCGAAUCUGACCAAAAAUUCUGGUCAAUUCACGUCAAUGUUGUAUCUCCUGUCAAAGAAAAGAUCACAAAUCUGCAUUGAUUAAUUAGGAGAUGAUAUGAACGGUGAUCGUUAAUGUUCUACAAUAAAAGAAAAGUUUGAAAAGUUUUCGUAAACGUCGAAAUUUGCGAUCGCACUUUCGAACAUUGUUUACAAGAUAGUAUAUCAUUCCUAAGUUGUCGAAUAUAUUUAUUUGAAUGCUGGUAAAACUUACACCUGGGUGAAAUGCCUAAAAUAAAAACCAGGCAAGCGAAUAGCCUCUGGUUAAGGCAACGCGAAUUGGGCAUCAAAUUUCCCCUGGGACACGCUGAUCGUUUUCAUAAAACCCUUUAUUCUUCUAUACAACCUGUAACUUCUUGGGAUCAUGCAUUGUCCGAUGCUGCUCAUGGUGGAGUUUUCAAUCUUGAGUAUUCGCCAGAUGGUUCUCUUCUGUUGGCAGCAUGUGAGAAGAAAAGUAUUUUAAUGUUUGAUCCUUUGAGGAGGAGAUUAAUUCAUGCGAUUGACAAUGCUCAUGAUGAUUGCGUCAAUUGUGUUAGGUUUUUAGAUCAACGUAUGUUUGCAACGUGUUCAGAUGACAGUACGGUAGCUCUUUGGGAUGCAAGGAAUCUGAAACAAAGGAUAAGAACAUUGCAGGGUCAUUCAAACUGGGUUAAGAAUAUAGAGUAUAGUCCCAAAGAUAGUUUACUACUAACCAGUGGAUUUGACGGUAGCAUAUAUACCUGGGAUAUUAAUAGUUUUACGGAAAAUAGUAUUCUACACACCCGCGUAUUUCAUACAAAUGGACUAAUGCGCACUAGACUUAGUCCGGAUGCCAGCAAAAUGUUAAUAAGUACCACUUCUGGAUACCUCAUCAUCAUACACAAUCUUAAGUUAAGCACAUUAACUCAAGACUUGGCAGGAUUUAGACCAAAUAUGUACCGAUUAAUGCAGUCGUCUCAAACAACAAUACCGAACGUGGCAAAUUUCACGCAUCUCUUUUCCCAUUCUCGUACGCAUAACAGAGUAGAAUUUUUAACCGAUUUCCCUGCCGGCGACGACGCAGAGAUAAUAUCUAGUUUGCAAGUACAUCCUCAAGGAUGGUGUGCUCUGUCCAGGAACGUCAGUAGUGCAGAAAAAUCUGAGUGGACUUGUAUUCACGACAUACAAGAGCGUGACGUAUCCGGCACAACGGAGCAGGGUAAAGAAGGAGAAGAAGCCACCCCUCAGUUUAACGAAGUAGCUGUAGACGAAUUCGAAGAUUUUCCACAACCACAAUCCUCGCGUUCAGGUAUAACAUCGUCGUUCUUAAUCGAAAGUCCGAACAAUCGUGUCAGGGUAGUUCACACUACGUCCGAUGCGAGAUCGAAUUCGAUCGGAUCCUCGGACAACGCGCAACCAGUUAGAUCGUCGAGGAACAAUUGGCAACCGACGUCUCGCAGAACAUCACGAUUGCAGUCGAGAAACUCGCGUUUGGACAGAAACGCAUCGAGGACGAAUUUUAAUACAGUCGAAGCUGGUUCUGGUUCAGGUUUAAGCUCGGAUUCACGAGUACCUGUGGAUCGAGACGAUAGACAGGAGAAUAGAUACAUGUAUGGGGCCGAGAAUAAUGAGAGCAUACAGGAGGAUGCCUCCAACGAUCAAGAGAGAGAUUCAGGUCUGAAUUACUGGUUACCAAGACCGAACAUACACCUGAACUACCUGAGACCACGCAAUAUGAUAGAUGACUUUUCUACCGGCAAUAUAGAGUUGCAUGUAAGUACGACCGAUGUGUGGGAAGCACACGUGGCGGUCAGAGAAGCUAGACUUCGAAGGGAAAGACAUCGAGUUGCCAGAUCGAACAACAAUGCUGUGGUUAUAAUUGGCGAUCGGAUCAGAGUCCAGAAUCGAAACAGGCAAGGUCAACAGACGAUGUACGCUAUUCCGAGAAAUCGUAUGAUCCAUCAGAAUACACCUAGGUUAACGCAUUACAUCGAGGAGCCUAACGUUGGCUCUGGAUACAUCAAAGAGCUAUGUUUCUCUGCCGAUGGCCGAUUAAUAUGUUCGCCGUUCGGCUAUGGCGUACGAUUGUUAGCGUUCUCUAGCGACUGUUCGGAACUGUCCAAUUGUGUACCACCGUUUAACGAGUCUGUACAGUUGCACGAGCUAGCGACGAACGUUAGUCAUUCUGGCAUCGUGGUCAGUACAAAAUUUUCACCUAGGCAUUGUUUGCUCGUGUCGGGUUGCCUCGGUGGAAAGAUCGUUUGGCAUCAGCCGGUGGUUUAGUGAAAUCUAUUAGCAAAUUUAUUUGUUCAUUUUCUAAGGAUAGUCUUGAAAAGACAUAUACGACUUGCCGUUAUCUCUUCCGUUGUCCUUUGUUUUUGCUUCUUUAUUUUCUCUUUUAAUCAAACUAGACAGUCUUACAGUGUCUAAACGAAGUUUUCUAAAUAAUAUUCUUUUUGAUGAAACUUAUAUUUUUUAACGUAUCUUAUGUUCGAGGUAUGAUUUAACGAGAAUCGUUGAUUCUUUCUUUUUUUUUUUAUGUUAAACAUUUUUUAUCGAAGCACGAAAGAUAUUUUAUACAGAAUUACCUUUCAGUAGCAGUUUGAAGGAAGAAACAAUCAUGACGCUAUUUUAAGUAUCAUUUUGGACAAAGAAUUAUCUAAUAAGUUGUACGUUCGAGCAGCUACAGACAAUAGAUCUUUACAAAUAGCAAAUCGUUGCAGUAAUAAUUUUUACGGCCAGAGUACUUUUAUUUCCCUUUGUAUUGUCGUGGAACACGUGUAGGAACAAGGUGUUUGUUUGAAUCAUACAUCUCAGAAACAUUCCGCUUACUUUCAACUGUAAAUACUCUUGUAAUACUGCGAUUUGCGUUUGUAAAAGCGAAACAAAUUGAGAUCGGAAACAAUUGUGCGCGUGUAUAGUUUUCUAUUCUUCGUUAAAACUCGAUUGAUGCAAAUGUUACAUUUUUUUUUUUUAGUAUCUUGUACAUUUUAUCUGGCAACGAUCGAAAGAGCGGUUCAAGUUUUCUCUUAAACUCUUGUAAAAAUUGAAAGCGGUGCAAUAACAUGUUAACAGAAACUCUGUGUUUCUCUGUAUUGUUUGCAAGAGUUGUCUAAUAAGUUGUAAAAAUAAAGAAGGAAGUGUAUUAAACAAUGCGGAGUGAAAUAAUCGUUCAAGAAAGAUCAACCUCGCUGAAGAACGUGUCUUUUGGCGUUGUCGUUAGUAUUCAAUUAAUUAGCCACGUAUCGCGUAAUUAGUUGCUAAGUACUCGAAACUUUGACUGAUUAUCUACCAAAUUUGUAUCGUUGGCUCAUCGAACGGGGCCUUCCAGUGAUUGUUAUCGAACUGCCGACACGUUUCGUGCCACCUCUCAAUUGUAUCGUAAUGCUUAACGUUAAGUUCAUUGCCAUUGUUGAUUAACUUUAUAAAUGAAAAAACAUUAUAAGCUAAUUAGGAGGCACGAAACGCGUCGAUAGCAACUAGAAUAAUAUUUAAAUGCACGAAGUUCCAAACGUCUAAUCGCUAAUAUAAGGAAUAUUUGAUGAAUUAUUCUCGACAGGCUCGUUUAUACAGGUUGUUUGAAAAAAAAAGAUGUAUCGCCUAGUCGAAAAUUGCAAAGAAAACAUACUAGUACGGUUACCAAUCGAGAUACCAAGCUGAUAUCGAGCCCGAACAGGAGAUGUAAUUUUCUGAAAGCAUCAGAAUCGAUAACAUGUGAAUUAUUUACCAAAUUUUAGCGACUGAUUUGCGACUAUCUUAAGCGAACGUAAGAUUUAGGGACGUUCUUCGACAAGGAGAGCUGUUUGAUCAUGAAACUCGAGUGUUUCGUGGCGUACCUUAGACUCGUCAAAUGGAAUUUGUAUCGUUAAGCAGAGGAGAGAUCGUGUAACAUAUGUAAAUACAUCGUCGACUUAGAGUAUGUAAUAACGGUGUAUGUAAUAACGCGUGUAUUACUUUUUAAGACGAAAUCGAGCCAAAUCGUGGCCAAAAGAGAAGCGGCCAAUGUUUUGUGUGGAGUUUGUUAAUUUUUUUUCGAGAGAGACAAGCUUGAUUCCACGCUUUGGAGUCUCGAUAGUUUGAUAAAAUGUUUCUUUUUCGAUUCAACUGUAGUAUUUCUACCCGGGAUAUUUUUUAACGAGAUCGAUCGGCGAUCAAUCUCGAUCCGUCGACGAAAUUGAAUGCAAUCGACCGACGGACACUUGCUUCGAAACGUUUAACAAGAAUUUUUAACGACACAUGAUCUGCUAGUGCAGCUGAAGAUUCGUCAGCGAUUUCCUUUUCCAUCUUUACCCGGGAAAUGCGUGAACGUUCAGGGACAACCAGUGUAUCCUUGCUUACCGCGUUCCAAUCGACAAUUGUGUUCAAACUAAUUAGCUGAACCGGCUGAUCGUCGCUCGUAACGUUCUUCUAUUACAAUUAUACGGUCCUGUACAGUAGUUAGUGUGCUGAUUGUUUUGUAAGAUUUGUUUGUUUUUUCCUUUUUUUUUCUAUACAAUAAAAUAUUGCUUAACGUCUGA